CGCCGUGAAUAAAUUUGUGACAGCCGCCACGCCUUCUCCGCAAAAAGUCCGGGGCGCAUCAACAUCACCGAUUUCUUCCUCCACCAGCGCUGUUGAUCCCGGCCUUGUUUCCGGUCUUUUAUUUCUUCCUUCUUUUUCUCUGCGUAUCAGGUAUUGUCUUUCUGUGUGGCUCUACUCUUCCGUCACCCCCACACCAACGUCAACCUAUCCUCCAUCCGAUCUCGCAAACACCCUCAUCCUUUUCACAAUGAGCUUCCCAGGAAUGACACCCCCUGUCGGCGGAGGCAUGGGCGGUAUGGGCGGCGCCGGCGCCGGCGGUCCAGCCAACAUGCAGGGCAUGAGCGAGCAGGAGCAGAUGAUGGUUAAGAUGAUGUAUGCGGCUAUGGAGUCGUGUCCCAUUAAGACUGUUAUCUCCGGUACGAUGGGUUUCGGUCUCGGUGGUGUUUUUGGUUUGUUUAUGGCUAGUAUGUCCUACGACUCAACCUUCACGCCCCAAGGAAAAGCCAUCGCCGACCUCCCCUGGCGCGAGCAAGUCCGUCGCGGCUUCAAGGACAUGGGUUCCCGGUCGUGGUCGUCCGCCAAGAACUUCGGUAUCGUGGGCGCCCUGUACUCCGGCACGGAGUGCUGUAUUGAGGGACUCCGUGCGAAAAACGAUCUCACGAAUAGUGUCUCCGCCGGGUGCAUUACUGGUGGUAUUCUGGGUGCUAAGGCCGGGCCUCAGGCGGCUGCUGCUGGAUGUGUGGGCUUUGCGGCGUUUAGUGCUGCGAUUGAUGCUUAUAUGAGGAUGCCGGAGAAGGAGUAGAUUCCGUUCUUUGUUUCGUCUUUGGGGAGGUUGAGCUAUUUGUAUAGACGGCGGCAAGGUGGGGG
Molecule: messenger RNA, 867 nt
Organism: Aspergillus melleus
Lineage: Eukaryota; Fungi; Ascomycota; Eurotiomycetes; Eurotiales; Aspergillaceae
Gene: TIM22
Product: translocation channel protein TIM22
Exons: 3
Coding region: 248-802 (184 amino acids)
Biological process (GO): protein insertion into mitochondrial inner membrane
Cellular component (GO): TIM22 mitochondrial import inner membrane insertion complex
Molecular function (GO): transmembrane protein transporter activity
Source: RefSeq, a predicted model, not a curated record